AUGAGCACAGCAAAGAAAGACAAAACUGAAUCUUCUGACUUCAGCAUCAAAUCGGGAAUCUCCCACGAAGAAUUGAAAUCUGACUCCAAAAUCCAAGCAAAGGAAGCGAGAAGCUGUGACAGCCGUGAACUGCUGGAAUUGGAUUCAAAGGAAACACCAGACCUCAAAAACCCGUUUCUAGAUCCUUUUUUGGCUGAGCACUACGCAAAAGUAUAUGAGGAGAGUAAGUACGAAUGCCGAGCAGCCUUCGAUCCUCUUAUGGAAUGGACUCCAGAGGAAGAUAAAAAGGUGAUGCGAAAGGUGGACUUACGAGUCAUUCUCAGUGCAUGUAUCAUGUUUGCAGCUUUACAAGUUAAUAGAGGAAACUUACACGAAGCAGUUGCUGACAAUUUCUUGGAAGACAUGAAUAUGGAUACCGACGAUUACAACUUAGGAAACACAAUAAACUUUGUGUUCUUCUUGGCCGCAGAGCUUCCAUCUCAGAUUAUUUCCAAGGCUAUCGGUCCUGAUAUCUUUAUUCCCAUUCAGAUUUGUUCAUGGUGUAUUGUCGGAAUGUGCCAGGGUGCUAUGCAUAACCGAACGGGGUUUUUGAUUUGCAGGGCCUUGAUUGGUAUGUUUCAGGGUGGCUUUAUUCCGGACAUUGUGCUUUGGCUUUCUUACUUCUACAAAUCUGGAGAGCUCCCCCUUCGGUUGUCCUACUUUUGGACGGCUUUAGCUCUCACACAAGUGAUAACUUCUUUGCUUGCAUUUGCUAUUCUUAGAAUGAGAGGCAUUGGUGGCUUGACCGGCUGGCAAUGGCUCUUCAUAUUAGAAGGAGCUGGUACUUUUCUCAUUGGACUCUGGUCUUUUUACAUGAUGGUGCCUUCGGCGGUUCAGACGAGGAGCAAAUUGCACCCCAAAGGGUGGUUCACUGAGAGGGAGGAGAAAAUCGUUGUCAACAGAAUUCUCAGAGACGAUCCAUCGAAAGGUGGUAUGCACAAUAGACAAGCGUUGUCUCUAAGGAUGAUAAUCCGUUCCCUCUUCGACUACAACUUGUGGCCUCUCUACCUCAUUGGUCUCUUUGCUUAUAUUCCGAUGCGGACAGUAAAGCCAUACAUGGUAUUGGCAAUGAGAAAUCUUGGGUUCAGUACGUUCGAUUCCAACUUGUUGACCAUCCCGCUGCACAUCAUACAAAUUAUCUUCAUGCUUGCAGCAACGUGGUUUUCUGAGUACGUCGAUGAAAGAGGCUUUGUAUGUCUAUCGUUGCCUGUGAUGACAGUACCAUUUUUGGCAGCUAUGAGGUGGUGGGAAGGCACCAUGGAGAAUGCCUGGGUCACCUGGUUUUUGGUCACCAUGGUGCUUUCUGCACCUUACAUCCAUACUAUCGUGGUUGCCUGGGUGUCGAGAAAUGCCAAUUCCAUCGAAUCUCGUUCUAUUUGUUCAGCCUUGUACAAUAUGUUCGUUCAAGCUGGUAGUAUCAUUGGUUUCAACAUGUAUCGAGAGGAUGACUUGCCCAAGUAUAAGAGAGGCAACAUGCAGCUUUUCUUCAUCAUGGUGAGUGUUUUUCCCAUCAUGCUUGGCACAAAGUUCUUUUACGUCUGGAAGAACAGACAGAGAGAUAAGAUCUGGGAAACCAUGUCAGAGGAGGAGCAGCAGACCUAUAUUUCAGAAACCACUGACAAGGGCAACAAACGUCUUGACUUUCGUUUUGACAACUGA
This is a messenger RNA of Candidozyma pseudohaemuli, 1698 nucleotides long. RefSeq lists its product as uncharacterized. Lineage: Eukaryota; Fungi; Ascomycota; Pichiomycetes; Serinales; Metschnikowiaceae. The coding region runs from base 1 to 1698 and encodes 565 amino acids. The record is from RefSeq and is a predicted model, not a curated record. The transcript has a single exon. Gene Ontology annotation, biological process: transmembrane transport. Gene Ontology annotation, molecular function: transmembrane transporter activity. Gene Ontology annotation, cellular component: membrane.